CACUGGCCGGCGGCGGCAGGAGCGCACGGACCUUCCCUCGCCCUCGGCCGGCCGGGGCUCCCCCGACUGCAUGGGCGCGGGCCGGACGGGCCCUGGGGGCUGAGCGGCCGCGCCGCCUCCGCGCCCCGCGCCAUGGAGGGCGCCGAACCCCGCGCGCGGCCCGAGCGCCUGGCCGAGGCCGACGCGCGGGCGGCCGACGGCGGGCGCUUGGUGGAGGUGCAGCUGAGCGGCGGCGCCCCAUGGGGCUUCACCCUGAAGGGCGGCCGCGAGCACGGCGAACCGCUGGUCAUCACCAAGAUUGAAGAAGGAAGUAAAGCUGCGGCAGUGGACAAGUUACUGGCCGGGGACGAGAUCGUCGGCAUCAACGACAUUGGUCUCUCAGGGUUUAGACAGGAGGCGAUUUGCCUGGUGAAGGGCUCUCAUAAAACCCUGAAGCUGGUAGUGAAAAGGAAGAAUGAGCUGAGCUGGAGGCCUCACUCCUGGCAUGCCACCAAGUUCUCUGAUAGCCACCCCGACACAUCAACAUCUCCGUUCCCCUCUGCCAGCUCCUGUCCUUCCUGGCACGGCCGUCACCACCCCAGUUCUUCCUCCCAUGACCUGUCUGGCACGUGGGAGCACACGAAUCUGCAGCGUACCUCUGACCACUUUAGUUCCCUGGGGAGCGUCGACAGCCUGGACCACCCUUCCCAGCCCUACCCCUCCGGACGCCUCUCCGCCGCCAGGUCCAAUGGCAGCAUCGACCACCUGGGCGGCCCGAGCAAGCGGGACUCAGCUUACGGCUCGUUCUCCACCAGCUCCAGCACGCCCGACCACACCUUGCCCAAGGCUGAUGCGUCCUCUGCAGAGAACAUCCUCUACAAUGUGGGCCUGGGGGAGGCCUCCAGGCUGGGCGGCCGGCAGGGCCAGGCUGCCAGUGACCCCCAGGGCCUGGAGGACAGGCUCGGGUACUUCCCACCCCGGGUCCCCCGUGACAGCAGUAGAAGCCCCAGGCCAGAGGACAGUCCUGAGACCAAGCUGGCCACCCCUGGGAAAUCAAAUUUGGGACCGGUUUGGUAUGUCCCCGAUAAGAGAAAAGCACCUUCCUCCCCUCCUCCACCGCCUCCCCCUCUCCGCAGUGACAGCUUCGCUGCCACCAAGAGCCACGAGAAGGCCCAGGGCCCUCCACUCCCAGACACCGCCAGUGUGCAGCACUUUCCAGGCCCGCCCCGGGCCCAGCCCCGCAGUGACUGGAGACCAGAGCCCGCCAGUCAGCAGUGGAGGCCGGCACGGCCCGGCAAUGGGAAGAGAGUCGGGAGCUCGGGCCCUGCACCCCACGUCCCCCUGGACGGUGGGGUGUCGACCCCUGACCACAGGCCGGGCGGCCUCCCGGGGGCCCCCGGCCGGCUUCAGGCCUCCCUGUCCAGCACGGACGUGCGUUUCCCGCAGGCCUCCUGUGGCUGCCAGCACCCGCGCCAGUACAGUGACGAGAGUCCCUUCUGUCACGACGGCCCCAGGGCCGCCUCGUCGCUGAGGGAGCAGCACUGUGUGGCCGUCCCUGGCGGCCGCCAGGAGCCUUCUGCCCACCGUGUCCGGGACGACGGCCCCACUCGGCUCAGGUGGCCCGGUGCCACUGAGCAGAAGGGCGACAGCGGUGCGCAGAGCCGCUACUACUGUGUGACCAGCAGACAGGGCCCGCAGGCAAGCGCCCAGGCGGGACAGCGCCCCGAGGAAUAUUGGCAGUCUGACAGGGCCGCAGAAGCCCACGAACUCCCCACUGAGCACCGGAUGGGCCACGGGCCCUGGGGUCACAUCUGCCAGCACGAGGAGGAGGCCCCGGACACCCGUGAGAGCGACCAGGCAGCCAAGGGCCACCCCGUGGGAAGCGAGGAGCCACAGACAGCCGCGCACGGGGCAGGAGCCGCGGGGAAGGAAGCCGCCGACGGCUUCCUGUGGGCCGCGGGAGAAAGCGGCAAGAUCUCCCCUCAGAAGACGCCUAUGCUGCACUCGCUGGCCCGGGAGGGGGCGCGCCCGCCCGACGAUGGCCCGGGAGCUGGUGCCGAAAGGCCGCCCCCGUUCGAUGGCCAGGUGGGCAGAGCCACCCGGAGAAGCGACCGCUUCGCCACCACCCUGAGGAACGAGGUCCAGAUGCGCCGAGCCAACCUGCAGAAGAGCAGAAGCACGGUGGCGCUGGCUGGGGCCGACGAGGCGGCUCGGGAGGCCGGCGGCUGGCAGGUGGAGCCAGGAGGCGUCCCCGGCGCCUCCCCAGAAGGUUCCUUCCGGGGCACCUAUAAAGACCACCUGAAGGAGGCCCAAGCCCGGGUCCUGAGGGCCACGUCCUUUAAGCGCCGUGACUUGGAGCCCAGCCUGGCCGAUCGUCCCGCGGGGUCAGCAGAGCCGCGGACUGAGGAGCACAGCACACACCUGGAUGCCGCCCCCCACUUCUGGGAGGGGGGCCUGCCCAAGCCGUCCCCGUCUGGAGGGGGCCUGCCGCACGUUCCCCGCAUUGGGGGCCGGAAACGGUUCACGGUGCAACAGAAGCUGAAAUCGUACUCCGAACCCGAGAAAAUGAACGAGGUGGGGCUCGCAGGGCCCGAUCGCCCCCACCGGCACCCGGGUGCGUCCGAGGACGGCGUGGGCACAUUCGCCGACAGGUGCAAGUUUUUUGAGGAAAGCAGCAGACCCAUUCACCAGAGACCUGGGCAGAGGCAAGCGCUCUGUGGAUUCCCGAAGGAGAAGCUGGAGAGGCCGCGGACAGCGGGCCAUGGGUACGAGGGUGCAGAGCCUUGGUUCCAGAACAGGGCCCACACGACCUCCCUUGGAGAGAACCCCAGCAGUCACGGAAAAACGGCGAACAUGGGAAAACCAGAACCGCCUCAGAGACUUGGAACCUUUGCUGAGUAUCAAGCCUCUUGGAGGGAACAGAGAAACGCUCUAGAAGCCAGGAGUUCUGGGCGGUAUCACUCAGCGGAUGACAUCUUGGACGCAGGUCUGGAUCAACACGAGAGGCCACAGUACGUUCAUGGAAGGUCCCGUUCCUCACCAUCCACAGACCCCUACAAACAGGAAGCUGCCAUCGAACCACAACAGCAAGUGGGGGACGCUGGUGAGCACAGGCAACUUUCUGCCACCGUCCGGGCCGAGGAGGGACGCCCUAAUCCGAGACAAGCAGAUGUCCGACGGCCGGCAAGCGGUGCGGCAGGACAGCAGGACUCCCGGACGCCGGCCCAGCUCGGUCAGCCGUCUCCCGCCUGGGGGGCUCCGGAGGUGCCCCCGGAGGCCCGCGGCCGAGCGGGGACCCUCCCUCGAGACUACAGAUCCUCGGAGGGCGCGCCCUCGGCCCCGCACGCCCCGCACACCCGCGGGCAGGAGCCCAGGCCCUUGAGCGCCGCGCCCGUCCCCAAGCAGCCAGCUCCGCGGAGGCCGCCGCCGCCACCGCCGCCCAAGCGUGAGCCCGGGCAGUUGGGGGGCCUGGCCGGCGGCACCCCCAGCGGGCCCCUGCCGUCCCCCGAGGCCCCGGACGCGUGCGCCCCCCGCCCGGCCCUCGGCCAAAGGCCCGAAGACGGCGAGCGCGCGGGGCGGCAUGUAGACGGGCACCCGGCCGGGCCUGAGAGCCAAGCCCCGCUCCCUUCCUCGCUGCGGGCCCCGCGCCCGGCCGCCAUGGAGACUUCUCGCUCCCCUUCGCCCCAGUUCGCCCCGCAGAAGCUCACGGACAGACCUCCCCUGCUGGUCCAGGACGAGAGUUCCACCAGAAUCGAGCGGGUGAUGGACAACAAUACCACUGUGAAGAGGGUGCCCAUCAAGAUUGUGCACUCGGAGAGCCGGCCUGAGAAGGAGAGCCGCCAGGGCCUGGCCCGCGCCACCGAGCUGCCCACACUGCCCAGCGGGCUGGAGAAAGACCACAUCAAGACCCUCAGCACCUCAGAGCAGUUCUACUCCCGCUUCUGCGUGUACAGCCGCCAGGGCGCCGAGCCCCAGCCCCAGCCCCCCGAAGCCCCCGCGCCCGCUGCCAAGGACAGCGGGGCCUCUCCGUCCGGGCUCAGCUACACGAAGACCAAGGAGAGGACGGCCGAAGACCUGAAGUCAGAAGAGCUGGCCCGGGAGAUCGUGGGCAAGGAGAAGUCUCUGGCCGACAUCCUGGACCCCAGCGUGAAGAUCAGGACCACCAUGGACCUGAUGGAGGGGAUCUUCCCCAAAGACGAGCUCCUGCUGGAGGAAGCCCAGCAGCGGAGGAAGCUGCUCCCCAAAGUGCCCUCUCCUGGGACCACGGACGAGAAGAGAGAGGAGCCGAGCGUGCCGGCGGCCAUGUCCCUGGCCACCAGUUCCACGUACUACAGCACUUCGGUCCCCAAGGCGGAGCUGCUGAUCAAGAUGAAGGAUCUGCAGGAGCAGCAGGAGCCCGAGGAGGAUUCGGGGAGCGACUUGGACCACGACCUGUCGGUGAAGAAGCAGGAGCUCAUCGAGAGCAUCAGUCGCAAGCUGCAAGUGCUUCGGGAAGCCCGGGAGAGCCUGCUGGAGGACAUCCGUGCCAACAGCGCACUGGGGGACGAGGUGGACGCCAUCGCCAAAGACGUGUGCAAACCCAACGAGUUUGACAAGUUCCGCAUGUUCAUUGGGGACCUGGACAAAGUGGUGAACCUUCUGCUGUCACUGUCGGGCCGUCUGGCGCGGGUAGAAAACGCCCUCAAUAAUUUGGAUGAGACUACUUCUCCUGGUGAUCGGCAAUCGCUGCUCGAGAAGCAGCGGGUCCUCAUCCAGCAGCACGAGGACGCCAAGGAACUGAAGGAGAACCUGGACCGCCGGGAGCGGAUCGUGUUCGACAUCCUGGCCAGCUACCUCAGCGAGGAGAGCCUGGCCGACUGCGAGCACUUCGUGAAGAUGAAGUCCGCCCUCAUCAUCGAGCAGCGCGAGCUGGAAGACAAGAUACACCUGGGCGAGGAGCAGCUCAAGUGUCUGUUUGACAGCCUGCAGCCCGAAAGAGGCAAAUAGGAGGGCCCUCCCUGGCGGAGGCCGGAAAGUGCCCCUCUGAGCUCGGUUCCGGAGGAUGCACGCGGAGACCCCAGCCGGUAUUUAUAUCCUGCAGCCCGAGUCGUCCCCUAGCGGGAUGGCUGCUUUAGAGAAGCAAUAACUUCCGUGUGUGUUUGCGAUGAUCUAUUUAAUGUGUUUUAGCUUCCCCGUUGAACGCUGAGCAGAGCAUCUCACCAUUAGCCAUUUUGCUUUGCCGGUUACCACACGUGGCCCAGCCUCCGGAGGGUGGCGGGUUCCCGCAGUAUAGACUGUGUAGUGCAUGCAAGUGGUCCUUCUCACUGGUAGGUGUGCCCUUCCUCCCGUCUUCACAUCCUGAACCAACCGCCCGGGAAGCAGCCUGAGUGAGUCUUGAAGGCACAUGAGCGGGGAACCCCUGGCUCCCGUCUUACCCUGCGAUUCCUUACCCUGGGAAGCGUGGGCUGCCCCGUCGUACCCCAUUCGUCCGAUGGUGUGGACCCUUCCUCGUCCUUCAUUCAUUGUCUCCCAGCAAAACCAUGAUGAUAGGAUGAGAAGUUACUAAUCUUUUGGAAAGGGGAAUGGUUUCCCAGUGGUUAAAAACCCACUGUGAAAUGAACACCUUAUGUGUUGGCUUCACGCAUCCUGAAAUCGCCACAGAAAGAAUCGUGUGCAUGCUUUAAAACACGCGCACAGCACAAGGAGCUUCAGUCCUGACGUCACGGUUCACGUGAUCUUUUCCUGCAAAGUGAAAGUCCUCGGUCAGUAGCGUGUCCAGUAGGAGUGAUGUGCUCGCUAGAUACUUGUUUCAUGAGACCAACAGCAUAUUUCUGAAAUUACCUUCUGCCUGUAACACUUACUUUGUGCGCGUAUGGUUGUUAGUGACAAUUGGCUACGUUUCUGUUUUUGCCUCUUUAAAUCUAUUGCCAUGCCGUAAGGGUUACUUUCCAUUUACUUGUAAGAACCUUUCCUCUCUGCACUUUCAGAGGCCCCAUGGAGUAUUACAACUCCCAAACCCGAUCUUUUUCUGCCACAGAGUUUAUAGAUUCUGUCCCGUUUAUUAGCUGAAAUCGCAAGUUUCUCAAGAGAGCCUGCUCACUAAGAAGACACUGUCAUGCUGUCAGUUUCCAGUGGACAAGUCACAGACUGGGAGGAAAGAUGUGCUAAUCAUGUCUAUGACAAAGGAUCUAGAACGUGUGAAGAACUUUCAGAAGCAAGAGAACAAACAGCUGGUUAGUACAUGGGCAAGAAACAUAACUCGGUGCUUCAGCACAGAGGCCGUGUGCACGGGCAAUAAAAUAAGCACGUGGAAAGACAUUCAACCGCCAUCGGCUUGGUUGUAACUUCCGUUUAAUCUACGCCAAUGUAGAGCUUCUUCACAGAUGCCCAUCCAGUUAAACGCGUGGUAAAUGGCAGGACAGCCCCUUGGACGACGUCAUGUUGAAGUGAUGAUCGGACAUUUGUUUGAUCGAGGGAUCAUUUGGAUCCUCGUUUCCCCUAUUCCCAUGAAAGUUUUCUGACAGGUGGGGACAUGUCCCUUUGUCCGCGGCGACGGUUGCCUUCCCAGAACACACGUGCACACAAAUGUCUUAACAGACCGCUGUCUGUACUUGAUGAGCCAGAGCAGGGGAGCUCGACCCCUGAGCCACAGCACUGACGUCUCUGCACCCCACAGGGGUCCCAAAGUGGCAAGUUUUGGUAACGCACGCAAUAAACCCUCUUUUUGGCAAUCCACUCGUGCCAGAAAGCUCUAUGCCUUUUCAGAAGUUUCCAGUCCUAUUGAAUUAAGCGACUUCUGACUUGAAAAAAAAUCCCCAUCCUGCCAGUGACGUGUCCUCCUUUCCUCCUGCUGUAGUCCCUUCCUGUGAGAACUGGUCACUUCAGAGAAGGUGAAGUUGGCUGUCCACGGACCUCUGUCAUUCUCCCUCAGGGGGACAAACAGUAAUUUCAGGGUGUUUUGCUUUUAAUUUAGACAAAGCAUUUAUCUGUGAUUCUUUCCCCUCGAAUACAGUAUUGUGAAUCAUUCUGAUGAUAUAUAUGUAAAAUGUGAGAAACAGGAGGUGUGUGUCUCUAUCCAGCCUUUUAGGUCUUUUGAGGACCUUCUCUUACACACAGCAAUAUACAGUGCUCUGUCCCCCUUGCCGCGAAGCACAUGGGGUCACUGUCCUGUACCUUCCCCUGUUUGCCUCUUCAGCGUCUAGUCAGCAGGGACCCAAAGAUUCCAGUGAGUCGAUGUACAUAUCUUUGUACAUAGCUAUGUUAUUGCAUACAACAACAAUCUGGUGCUAAUGUUUUGCCCUUGGCAUUCUUAGGUGGCGGCUGAUUCCUCCCCCUCUGUCGUAGCACAGCUGUGGAAUGCUCUGUCUGGCGAGAUUUCAGUCAGGGGUAUGGCCUGUGGCUUUUAUCCUGCAGUCCAGUGUGGAAAAUGUGUACGUACUUUAUGCUCGACCCUUACCACUUAGCUCUCAUCGUAUCGUCCUGCUUGACUUGGAACAGAAUAAAUGUGUCUUUGAGUGAAUGGA
Molecule: messenger RNA, 7481 nt
Organism: Leopardus geoffroyi (Geoffroy's cat)
Lineage: Eukaryota; Metazoa; Chordata; Mammalia; Carnivora; Felidae
Gene: SHROOM2
Product: shroom family member 2
Exons: 10
Coding region: 133-4965 (1610 amino acids)
Biological process (GO): actin filament organization
Cellular component (GO): adherens junction; apical plasma membrane; cortical actin cytoskeleton
Molecular function (GO): actin filament binding
Source: RefSeq, a predicted model, not a curated record